AUGGCGGCAUCCCUUCUGUACCACAGACUGUCCUCAGACAACAACAACAACAACAACAACAAAACACACACACACAAAACAAAAAAACAACCCAUAAGCAACAGAAAAUGUUCCUACAUCCCUCCCUGUGCCAGAGAUGAUCAGGAGAACUCUGAGAAUGUCACAUACAAGCAGAAAUACUGGAAAGAGAAAGUGGGUUCACAACCAUUUACCUGCUAUUUUAACCAGCACUUGAGGCCAGACGACGUCAUGCUGAAGCGCACCCACGACGAGACCGUCCUCUUGCACUGCUUCCUCUGGCCGCUGGUCACCUUCCUGGUGGGCGUCCUCAUCGUGGCGCUGACCGCCGGCGCCCGCAGCCUGGCUGCCAGAGCAGAGGCCAUCCAGAGGAAGAAGCACUUGUAGCGGGGCUGCGGGGAUGGAGGCCGCCGGGGAACCUCGCUCACGUGGGAAGGCUCAGCACACUGUGAGGCUUGGCACCGCGCGUCCCGGCUGGUGGCAGAGCUGCUCCUGCCAGAGGGUUAAUCUUGGGAGUCCGCCCUGCCCAGCACCAGCUAGCUGCUUCCUCUGCUGCGGCAGUAAAUAAUUAUCUGCUACCAAAAGCUCCAAUCUGCACCAACACACUGUGCUCUGUCCGCCCUCACCGGCAGCUGCCCGGCUCAUAGCGGUGUUGAGAGACAGUUUCUGAAAACACUGACGUGGCUCAUUUAUUCUCUGCAAAGUGAUCUUUGCUAUUGUUUAAUAUCAAAUAUUUAAAACAUUUCCUUUAUGAUAUAGACUGUAUUUCCAAAGUAAUAAAGUUUGGCUGUUUUGUUUUUAUAUCUUUGUUUUC
This is a messenger RNA of Meleagris gallopavo (turkey), 832 nucleotides long. NCBI's taxonomy places the organism in Eukaryota, Metazoa, Chordata, Aves, Galliformes, Phasianidae. The record is from RefSeq and is a predicted model, not a curated record.